Molecule: messenger RNA, 2381 nt
Organism: Mytilinidion resinicola
Lineage: Eukaryota; Fungi; Ascomycota; Dothideomycetes; Mytilinidiales; Mytilinidiaceae
Product: phenylacetyl-CoA ligase-like protein
Exons: 6
Coding region: 314-2071 (585 amino acids)
Molecular function (GO): CoA-ligase activity
Source: RefSeq, a predicted model, not a curated record
CUGGCGAGAGCAGUGUUGCUUGCAUCUCAGCAUCCAGAAUACAUUCACCGUUGACAUAACAUGCUGAUACAUGUCUGGCACAGAUGUGACGGCCCUGAGCGAGGAAUCGUACCUCGGUCCUUUAUCACGACUAGCUCAAAAAGCCCAGGGCUUUCCCCACAUUCAUGAUGCACACAGCAGCGCCAUGCGAGUCGUCGGGAUGCGCGCUCUUUGAGGACAAGCCCGAGCCUGACCUCUACGGGAACCUCACGCGGCAAUUGCAUUGAGUGCUUCGUCGCCCUCACCUUCCAUCCCCCUCCACUCCCCCCUCACAAUGCCCUUCCACCCGCCCUCAUGGGUGCCACAGCUCCCCUUCGACCCGCCCGAUUCGUGCACCGUCGCCGACUUCAUGUUCGACGAGAACUAUGGUCGCUACCCACUCGGCUACUCGAAGCCACCUUUUACGUGCGGGAUCUCAGGCAAGGAAUACUCGACGCUGGAGGUGAAAGAACGGGUUGACUUCCUCUCGCGAGGGUUGGCAAAGGAAUUGGGAUGGAGUCCGAAUGUUGGAACGGAAUGGGACAAAGUGAUUGGCGUUUUUAGUGUGAAUACUCUGGAUACCCUUCCCCUGGCGUGGGCGACCCAUCGUCUCGGUGGGAUACAAACACCCGCCAAUGCCGCCUAUUCCGCUGCCGAACUCGAGUUCCAAUUGAAGAACUCGAGUGCGAAAUGUCUUUUUACAUGUCUCCCAUUGCUCAAGACAGCUCUACAAGCGGCUAGCGGUGCCGGUAUAUCCAAGGAUAGAAUCUACAUUCUAGAAGUACCGAAGGAGGCGACUGGUGGACAAGGCACUCCAGCAGGCUUCAAGACCGUCGACGACUUCAUCAAGGAGGGGGCAGGACUCCCACGGUUAGAGGCAUUGAAUUGGGAGGAUGGGGAUGGCGCACGGAAAGCCGCGUUUCUAUGCUAUUCGAGUGGGACAUCGGGCUUGCCGAAAGGCGUUAUGAUUUCCCACCGCAAUGUAAUCGCAAACACUUUGCAGAUGGCUACAUACGACAAGCCCGACCGGGAUAAGCUAAGAGAACCUGGAAGUCAAGUCGACUAUAUCGAGACCACCCUGGGUCUCCUCCCAUUCAGCCAUAUAUACGGCCUGGUCGUGAUUUGUCACGCGGGUAUCUACGUGGGUGACGGGAUAUGUGUACUACCCAAGUUUGAAAUGAAGCAAUUUCUGGAUGCGGUCGAACGCUUCAAGGUGUCGAUGCUAUAUCUAGUACCUCCGAUUAUCAUCGCUAUGACGAAGAACAAAGCCGUUCUGGACAAGUACGACCUAAGCCAUGUCAGAGCCAUCUUCACCGGUGCUGCACCACUUGGUAAAGAAACAGCAGAAGAUUUGCAGCGGAUAUUCCCGAAAUGGGCCAUCCGACAGGCCUACGGCCUCACCGAAACCUGCACCGUGGUCUGCUCCACCAGCCCCCAUGACGUCUGGUACGGCUCCUCGGGCUCUCUCCUCCCAGGGAUCGAAUGCAAAAUCGUCACCACCGAAGGCGUCGAAGUCGAAGGCUACGACCAGCCCGGCGAACUCUGCGUCAAGUCCCCAAGCGUCGUGCUCGGCUACCUCAACAACGACAAGGCCAACAAGGAAACCUUCGUCGACGGCUUCAUGCACACGGGCGACGAAGCCGUGAUCCGCAAGUCCCCAAAGGGCCAUGAGCACGUCUUCAUCGUCGACCGCAUCAAGGAGCUCAUCAAGGUCAAGGGCCACCAAGUCGCCCCCGCGGAGCUGGAGGCCCACCUCCUCACCCACCCCGCCGUCAACGACUGCGCUGUCAUCCCCGUCCCAGACGACAAAGCUGGCGAGAUCCCGAAAGCGUUUGUGGUCAAGUCGCCGAAUGUGUCGCUCGAGGAGAGCGACCGCAUGCUCGCGCGGCAGAUUGUGAAGCAUGUGGAGAAGCAUAAAGCGCGUUAUAAGUGGAUCACGGGGGGAGUGGAGUUUAUUGAUGUGAUUCCAAAAUCCCCGAGUGGAAAAAUUCUAAGGCGGUUUUUGAGGGAUAAGGAGGUUGCGGCGCGGAAGAAGAAGGGGGCGAGGCUGUGAUCACGUGGAUUCGGGAUGGUUGGACUGGGGUGGAGAGUACCUUGGAUGUGGGUGCUAUGGGGGGUUGGGAGAUAGGAUGUAUAUAGUCCGAGACGCAAGCCUGAGUUGGUUUGACUGAACAAGUCCUCGAAUAUUGUAAAAUGUGCGCAUCGUUUGACUCAGUAACGAUCGCCUUUGUGGGGAGCCUCCGUGUCUUGGGAAGUGGGGGACCCUGUAUGAGUCCUGUCGACUAAAGCACUAGAACACGAGGCUACAUUCCCUUGCCCCCUUUCUAGGCAGUUUCAAUACAUUAUCAAAAACUACCUCCAGG